Sporothrix schenckii 1099-18 is the source of this 2577-nucleotide messenger RNA. RefSeq names its product aldehyde dehydrogenase. Gene Ontology annotation, cellular component: nucleus. The transcript has 3 exons. Gene Ontology annotation, biological process: positive regulation of transcription from RNA polymerase II promoter by galactose. Gene Ontology annotation, molecular function: zinc ion binding; RNA polymerase II cis-regulatory region sequence-specific DNA binding; DNA-binding transcription factor activity, RNA polymerase II-specific. The coding region runs from base 1 to 2577 and encodes 858 amino acids. NCBI's taxonomy places the organism in Eukaryota, Fungi, Ascomycota, Sordariomycetes, Ophiostomatales, Ophiostomataceae. The record is from RefSeq and is a predicted model, not a curated record.
AUGGCGCCCGCCACGGACACGGCCAAGGCCGGCAGCAAACGGCGCGCGCCCAUGAGCUGCGACCGGUGCAAGAGCCGCAAGACCAAGUGCGUGGACCCGGUGCCGGGGCCGUGCCAAUUCUGCGCCAGCAUCAGCGCCGUGUGCCACCUGGACCCGUCGCGGCGGCGGCAGCGGCCGUACUACCACGUGUCGGAGGAGGAGUUCCGCUACAUGACCAAGGCGCUGGAGCACUUUCUGCCCAACGUGGACCUCAACCUGCAGUCGCUGCGGGAGGUGGUGCAGGCGCUGGAGGCCGGCCAGCCGAUUCGGGGGGCCGACUACACGUACAGCGGGCAGACGCCCAUGCAGUCACAGACACAGACACAAGGCCAGACGCAAAGACAGGCCCACGCGGGUCUGCUGACCGCGCCGCCGUCCGAGGGCUCGGCGUCGUCGGGCGACUCGAUUGUGGUGGGCGACGACAGCAGGACGACGCCGGCGUCAACCGUCGCGGCCAAGACGGAAGACGCCGCAGCCCUGGACGCGUCGAUUGACGAGAUCGACGAGCUGCACGGCGAGCUGGGGUGGCUGCGCGUGGACGCCCGCGGCACGUACCGCCACGUGGGCGCCGACUCGGGCUACGGGUUCCACGCGGCCGUGCGGUCGCUGGGGCACCGGCGCGGGUCCGAGGCCCGCAGCAGCGGCGGCGUCCUGGGCGACAAGGCCGCCGUGGGCGCCAAGACAGACCUGGUGCCGCCCUUUACGGUGCCGCCGCCGCCGCUGCCGCCGUCGACGCCCGACUCGGUGGGCGUGGGCGGUGUCAGCGUCAGCGGCGGUGUGCCGUCGCCGCACGCGCACCUACCUGUCUACAACGCCGCCGUGCACGCGUUUGUGCCGGGCGCCGGCGCCGGCUCCGGCGGCAGCCGGCGGAUGCAAAUCUUUCUGCCGCGGCGCGACCUCUGCAACCGCUGCGUGUCGCGCUUCUUCCGCGACAUCCAAUCCGUCUACUGGUUCUGGUCGGCCGAGCGGUUCUACGCCGUGCUCGACCGGCUGUACAGCGGCGACCCGUCGAGCGCCACGCCGGCCCUGCUGUGCUCGCUCUACUCAAUCUUGGCCCUCACCUGCGAGAGUGAGGCGCAGCAGGCGCAGGUGUCUGCGUCGUCGUCAACGGUCCCCGCAGCAGCUGGAGGCGGAGGUGGAAGUGGAAGUGGAGGGACAGCCGGCACCGCGCCACCACCACCCGCUGCGCGCUACUUGGCCCUCGCCAAGGGCCUCGUCAGCGCGCUCUGCGACGAGGCCGACUCGGACAGCGUGCGCGCCCUGUGUCUGCUGGCGCUGGCCCUGCAGAGCAGCAUGUUCAGCAACACGGCGUACAUCUACAUUGGCGCGGCCGCGCGCAUUUCGCUGACGCUGGGGUUGCACCUGCAGCGCGCGAUCGAGCCCAAGGGCUGUCUCCAGCGGCAGGUGGACCUGCGGCUCUACUCGACGCUGUUCCUGAUCGACCUGGACGUGGCGCUCGAUGAGCAUACCCUCGGCGGGGGUGGUGGUGGAGGUGGAGUAGCGGCGGCGGCGGCGGCGGGUGGCAGCGGCGGACGGGUGCACGAUCUGUCGGAGCAGAUUCUGUCGCCGGGCUCGCACAUGCCGCUGGACUACCUGACGGUGUCGUGCUCGCUGGCGCAGAUCCGACGACGGCUGUGCAAGCUGCUGUACGACCGGCAGUCGUCGUCGUCGGUGUCGUCGUCAUCGACGAUGCCGGCCGUCGCAGCAUCCACACCACCCGCUACGUCGGCGUCGCCAUCGCAGCUUCUGCCGUCAUCGUCGUCGCCGUCAUCGGCCUCGCCGUCGGCCACCGCCGCCGCUGCUCCCAAACCGUCCCUGGCCGCCGUGCGCGACGUCUUGGCCAGCCUGCGCGCCUGGUACGCGGCCAUCCCGCCGCAUCUGCGCGACGUCGCCCGCGCCGCAUCCUUCCACCAGCGCUCCGUCGCCGUCCUGCACCUGCGCUACUGGAGCGCCACCAUCUUCGCCACACGGCCCUUUUUGCUCUACAGCGCCCUCCACAGCGCGUCGCUGGCCGCCCUGCCGCCCGCCAAGCGCGCCGCGUUCGAGGCCUUUGGCGCCACCUGCCUCGAGGCUGCCCAGCAGUCGCUGGCCGUCGUCGGCGUCAUGCAGGACGCCGGCCUCCUCAGCAGCCUCAUCACCCUCGACACCGGCUGCAUCCUCGAGGUGCUGCAGGUCUUCCUGCUCGGGCUCGCCCGCGGCGAUCCGUCCCAGGCCGAGCACGUGCGCGCCUGUCUGCGCAUCCUCCAGGGCAUGGAGCAGAUCUUCUGGACGGGGCACGCCGUGCUCGAGGUCAUGGCGCAGCUCGAGGAGAACGGGCUGCUCAACGGCGACCAGCAUUUCAGUCCCCAGGGCGAGACGCCUACGCCGGGCCACUUUUUCCUCGACAUCCAGCAGCAGCAGACCAAUUUAAUCUCCGGCGUCAUGGAGGCAUACUUUUCCGACAUGAACGACCCCUUCUUUUCUGUUUACGAUGACGGCACCGCCUCGAUGCUGGGCGACCAGUUUCCAGACACGCUGCACGGGGGACUACAGAUGUGA